Molecule: messenger RNA, 1494 nt
Organism: Effrenium voratum
Lineage: Eukaryota; Dinophyceae; Suessiales; Symbiodiniaceae
Source: the annotation of a GenBank genome assembly
AUGUGGCGAUGGCGCGAGGCGCUGCGGCGCCUCUGCGUGGACCCACAGGGCCGCCGCCUGGCGCGGGCUGCCGCGGACGCGCAGGCGGGCGCCUUCUGGGGCGAGCUGGUGCUGGAGGUGCCGCGCUGGGCCUGGGCCUUGCGCUUGGCGGGGCCCGAGCUGAUCCAAAGAAACCAGGCCCUGUCCAUCUUGGCCCGCGCCGCGCGUUGGCAAGAAGCGCUGGAGCUGCUGCGCGCCGGAGAGGUGGACAUCGUGAGCUUCAACAGCGGCGCCUACGCCUGCGCUUUGGCGCAGAAGUGGCAACACGCCCUGCAGCUGCUGCAGGAUGCCACGCGCAGCGCCUUGCGCGCCACGGCCAUCAGCUUCAACACGGCCGCGCUGGCAUGCAAGGAAGCGUCGCAGUGGCAGCGGUGUCUGGCUGUAGCAGAAGCUGACGCUCGUGGACUCAGCACGGCUUUGGCGGCUUUGGCACGGGUGGCCAGGUGGGAGCAGGCUGUGCUGCUGGUGCAGAACGGGACGGACUCCGUGGCCUUAGCUGCUGCCAUCUCUGCGUGCGAGAAAGGUUGGCAGUGGAGGCCGGCGCUGGCCCUACUUGAGCAGCUUCCAAGCUUCGAGGCGCAGGCGUACAACAGCGCCCUCUCAGCCUGUGAGAAGGCCCGGCGCUGGCGCCAGGCUCUGGCCUUGCUAGCGCAGCACCCAAGGCCCUCCCUGGUGACCCUCAACGCGGCACUCAGUGCGCUGGGCACGCGCUGGCAGCAGGCGCUGGCGCUGGCAGGUGCCAUGGCCGGAGGUCGCUUGGCGCUGGACCACGUCACCUCCGCGGCCCUAGUCGCUAGCUGCUCGGGCGCCAGCGCGGUGCAGGCGGCGCUGGAGCUGGCGAUGUCGGUGACGUCGGGCACCCCGCGGGGAAUGAGCUUGAACUCGGCACUACGUGCCUGCGCCGCCCGCCGCGCCUGGCGCGCCGCGGUGGCGACCUUCCGGGCGGCCCGGCGCGCCCACGCGGACGACGCCCUGGGCCUCGCGGCGCUGCUGUCGGCGCUCGAGGGGAGGAUGCAGCCACCACUACCCUCUCUUCGCAGAUUGGUCCUGAGAUACCUCGUGUUGGAGAGCAAGAGUGAUAGCCCUGGCAGCAUGCAGCCGGACCAGGCGGCCUUGGCAGCUACAGCGCUGCAGCAGCCCGACGGAUACCUAAGGGCUCCUGGCUCCUGCAGCUAUUCCCCCACCACCGGGUCUUACCCUACGGCCUGAAGCGCGCGCUGGCAACUGUCCCCGCGGAGCUUCGGGCGCUCAGGGAGCGGAGCGGCAGCAUCACGGCCGCGCCCUACGGUGUGGGGAAGCUGGCUAUGCUGGUGCUGCUGGAGGAGCUGCAGAUGUGCGAAGUGCGGCACAUGGCGCGAGGUCCAGUGGCCCGUGGCGAAGCGCCUCUGGGACGGUCGAAGCGACCCACGCAGAACGGCGCACAAAGAGCCGCUGUUUUGUAUGUCUUCUUUGCGG